This is a messenger RNA of Belonocnema kinseyi, 1413 nucleotides long. Its product is annotated as prolyl 4-hydroxylase subunit alpha-1-like. The record is from RefSeq and is a predicted model, not a curated record. Bases 181 to 1296 code for a protein of 371 amino acids. Gene Ontology annotation, biological process: peptidyl-proline hydroxylation to 4-hydroxy-L-proline. The transcript has 9 exons. Lineage: Eukaryota; Metazoa; Arthropoda; Insecta; Hymenoptera; Cynipidae. Gene Ontology annotation, cellular component: endoplasmic reticulum. Gene Ontology annotation, molecular function: procollagen-proline 4-dioxygenase activity; iron ion binding; L-ascorbic acid binding.
AAUUUAGUAUGCAAUAAAACGGACAUUGUGACACAGUUCCUUCAUUUACUUUUCUGAAGAAUCCAGAGUGUUGUAUGAUGGAAAUAAAAUAAAGAUAAAGAACGCAGAUUUUUCAUUUCAAAAAUUCCGACUCCUCUGUGGCGACUAAAGGUAACGGACCCAAAAAAGCUUUAAAAAAUCAUGUGCUACCCUAGAUCAUGUUUACUCUUCUGUGCUGUUUUGAUGGCUCUCUUCUGUACCGGAAUUGGCAAAUUCAAUUCAUCAAAUGAUAAGGUUCAUGAUUUGACUAAUUUGGUGGAAACGAAAGAUAUAUUGGAGGAUUCCGUCCAUGAUUAUCUUCAGAGACAGGAAAAUCGAUUAGCCACUCUCAGGAAACAUAUGAAAGAUUAUUCGAAGGAACACGAGGAGGGAAUGCGAAAAGUCACCCAAAUUCUGAGUGAUAUAAGUCCGAAAAGUUAUGUUGAUAAUGAUGAGAAGAUUAAGGAAAAAGCUGCGGAAGGCGACCCCAGACUAAGCCAUCUAUCUCAAUAUAACGGGUCAACUUAUAUGGGGCUUUGUAAUGGAGAAAUUUUACUUCCUGCGCAUAUUAAGAAACAAUUGAAAUGCCGAUAUGUCGAUCGCGGUAUUCCUUUUCUAAAAAUAGCACCCUUUAAAGAAGAAGAAGUCUUUCUGGAACCUAGAAUUAUUUUAUACCACGACGUAAUUUACGAAGAGGAAAUAGAGUUUUUGAAAAAAUUUGCAAAGCCCAGGUUAAGGGGUGCAAUAGUGGCAAAUUAUGGCGAGAAUACCAAUAUUCAAAAUAAAUCUUCAUCAAACAGAAUUUCUCAAACUGCUUGGUGUGGCGAUCACGAACAUGUACACGCGAAGAUUCUGAAUCGUCGAGUGGAGCAUAUGACUAGUUUGACGGUGAACUCAUCCGAGUCACUACAAAUAGGUUAUUACGAAAUCGGAGGCCUUUAUUUACCGCACCAUGAUUUUGUUAGGAAAGAUAAACUGGACUCUGUCAUAUAUUUCAAACAAAGGGGCAUUGGAAAUCGUAUAGCCACGGUUCUGUUUUAUCUCAAUGACGUCCAGGAAGGAGGGGGUACAGUUUUCCCUGACUUAAAUUUGACCAUAUGGCCUAAAAAAGGAAGCGCAGUAUUCUGGUACAACCUCAAACGAAAUGGAGAAGGAGAUAAUCUAACUUUACACGGAGCAUGUCCAGUAAUAUCUGGAACAAAAUGGAUUGCGACUAAAUGGCUGCACGAAAUAGGUCAAGAAUUCAUCAGGCCCUGUACUUUAUUGGAAAAUGAAUAAGUCAUCUAAGAGGAAGAUGAUUAAAAAAAUGGAAAAUCAAUUCUCUGGAAUAACAAAAAUCUGACAACAUUUAGAAAUAAAAUUAAACUAAAUCAAAAGAAUAAACAUCAAAGAUAA